GGGGCUGGGGGGGUGGCGGUCGCCGAGUUUCCCCCCGUGUUUUUCCCCGCCGCCUGGGACCCGGCGGCGUCUUCUGCGGGCUUCUUCGUCAACGGUCCCGGCACCCCUCUUUUCCCGCUUCCUCCUCCUGCCCAGGUCUUAGGGGGGGGAGAGGCCUUCCCCCCGCCCCGCACACACACCCCGUCUCUUCCCCGCCUGGCGGGCGCCCAGUGCGGUGGUGGGGCGAGUGCUGGUGCGGGCGCUCUCUCGCUCUCUUCGCACGCUUGGAAUAUGGUGGGGGAAAUGGAAACCAAGGAGAAGCCCAAGCCGAGCCCCGAUUACCUGAUGCAGCUGAUGAACGACAAGAAGCUCAUGAGUAGCCUCCCCAACUUCUGCGGGAUAUUCAACCACCUCGAGAGGCUGCUUGACGAAGAAAUUAGCAGAGUACGAAAAGACAUGUACAACGACACGUUAAAUGGUAGUACGGAAAAGAGAAGUGCAGAAUUACCUGAUGCUGUGGGACCUAUUGUACAGUUACAAGAGAAACUAUACGUGCCUGUAAAAGAAUAUCCAGAUUUUAAUUUUGUUGGACGAAUCCUUGGGCCUAGAGGACUAACAGCUAAACAACUUGAGGCUGAAACAGGAUGUAAAAUCAUGGUCCGAGGUAAAGGGUCCAUGAGAGACAAGAAAAAGGAGGAACAAAACAGAGGCAAACCGAAUUGGGAACAUCUGAAUGAAGAUUUGCAUGUACUAAUCACUGUGGAAGAUGCUCAAAAUAGAGCAGAAAUCAAACUGAAGAGGGCUGUGGAGGAAGUAAAAAAAUUACUGGUACCUGCAGCAGAGGGAGAAGAUAGCCUUAAAAAGAUGCAGUUGAUGGAACUUGCAAUUCUCAAUGGCACGUACAGAGAUGCCAAUAUCAAAUCACCAGCCCUUGCCUUUUCUCUUGCAGCAACAGCCCAGGCUCCAAGGAUUAUCACGGGGCCUGCACCUGUUCUCCCACCAGCUGCCCUGCGUACCCCUACGCCAGCUGGCCCUACCAUAAUGCCUUUGAUCAGACAAAUACAGACCGCUGUCAUGCCAAAUGGAACUCCUCACCCAACUGCUGCAAUAGUUCCCCAAGGACCUGAAGCUGGUUUAAUUUACACACCUUAUGAAUAUCCCUACACACUGGCACCUGCUACAUCAAUUCUUGAGUAUCCUAUUGAACCCAGUGGUGUAUUAGGUAUGGCUUUCCCAACGAAAGGCUAAGAAUUCAAGAACGGUCUUAACUGAACUCUCAUCAGAGAUGAUUUUAACAAAUACUUAGUUUUCAGCGGCCUUGAAAAGUUGUAGCCUAGCAGUCAGUGACUUACUUGCACUUUUUUUGCACAUAGAAUUAAAAUGCUAUUAAUUUGGUGUAGCCUGUACUAUAUAUGAUAAACUUAGCUGUGAUUUAUGAGUGUAUGGUAGUGUACUGACUGCUAUGUAUUCUGUACUAUUUGCUUUACUAAUCACCUAAUUCAUUGCAGUUCACAGUUAUUGACUUAGUUUUUAAACCACAGUCUGUAGGCUCGAGGAAUUACUUUAAAACUUUUUGUACAAAAUGGUAAAAAACUGGAAGUUGUUUUAAGAUUAGCAAAGAAUCAUCAGUAUUAAAAACUGCAUUAUUUAAAAAUAGUCUUGCUACAAGGAGGGCACUUCAGUGAAUAUGUGACUAGUAAAGCUCAAAUAUGCUUGGGUCAAAUAGAUUUCAUGGAAUACUGUAAUCUUGCAUUUGUAAAUGAAUGGAUAAUGCAGGUUAAGGCCCAGUUGCUUAAAAAUGCAAUAUUAAUCUGCACAGAUAUGCUCCAUAUAUUAAGGUUAAAAUUUGAAACUACUGUGCCUUAACUAGUUGCUUUCUUAAAAUGAAUUUUAGAAAGUAAUCAAUUUAAAACCAUUUUGAUAAGCCUGCUGUUAAUGUUUUUGCAAAUGUUUUCUAACUGUCUUGGUAAUUGCAAUUUAACUAGGUGCGGUGGCUACUAAAGUUCGAAGGCACGAUAUGCGUGUCCAUCCUUACCAAAGGAUUGUGACCGCAGACCGAGGUUAGUUUAGUUCUGCAGUUCUUGCUUAUAAGAAAUGCUUUGAGUGUACAUGAAAUUUGCAACACCACAGCUGGUUAACCAAAUACUGUUUUGACCAUUCUAUGGAUGUUUUACAUCAAUUGCGAUGGUAAUAAUUUAAACAUCUGGAAGAAUCUUGUAAACUACUGUAUCCUCCCAUCUAUAUGAAAUAUAUAAACUUCAGUGUAUUCAGUUUAAAAUGCUAUAACUUGUUCCCUUUUUAAGCACUAUUUAUGAUUUUUUUUAAUUCAAGCAGGACUCAAGACUUUAGUGUUACAUUAAUAGUUGAUUCUCCUAUUCGACUCUCUGUUAGUUAGAAAUAGCAGAUUGGUGUUGCAAAAUAAAAUGAAUGAAUGGGCGCUUAAUGAGAUAGAAGUAAAUGCUUUCUAUGUGUUUCAGGAGAAAGCUGAAGAUUUAGUUUCCUCUUUGCUGAAAAAUGGUUUGUGCCACUGUACUAUAAUUUGAUCAGUUAUGUGAGAACAAGAGUUUUUUGUCAAUUCAGCAGAGAACUGUGAGAAUUAUAUAUCAAAAGUUGUUUAGUGUUUGUUAGUAAAGAUGCUUUCUUUAAGUUCUCCUUUCCAAAAUGAAUUUUCAGUUUCAGUAUUUGCUGCUAAAAUGCAUUUCCUGAACUUAUUGCAAUUUUGAUGCUUUUGUUAGUUAAGAUGACUGUUUUUGAGCCCUGGUUGAUUUGGUAAAUGGAAAAUAAAUCUUCAUUUUCUCCUUUUCAUCAGAUGAAAUUUACAGUAUUCAACUCUGGAACCCUUGAACAAAUUUAAUCUUGUGAAAAGUGAGCAUUCGGUUUAUUGACAUUGAGUAGCCUAUUGAGUAGCCUAUUGGAGGUUGUGCAGUUGUUCAUGUUUGCUCAGGAGCAUUUCUCCUAGCAGUGGCUCUGAUUUGGUUUGAGUAUUUGCCAGGUCACUGUGCUAUCCGUUUUCUUAUGAAUACUCCGUCCCUACCUCACAGGGGUGUUGUGGGGAUUAAUUGUAAUACAGAGUUCUAAAACACAAACCAUAACAAAAAUGCUAAAUUACAAAGGAUACGAUUUCUUUCUAUGGGUAAUAUGUGUUACGCUAAAAUGAAUUCAGGCAAUUACUGUUUUAUCAUAACAUGAUAUCAGAACUCUGUAUGCCACCCAAGAGCUUUUUCUGGACAUUUUAGCCAGCUUAGGGACUUUUUAAACAAGAGAACACCUUAUAGAAACAUUCCAAAACAGAGAUACACACUAAAAAAGGCACAUACUGAAGAAUUUCAUAAAUGGUAUAUUCCUAAACAUAACAGUUUUCUGGCUACUUGCCUUAUAUUUAAUCACAAUCCUGGUUCUGACAACAUUCUAUCCUAUGUUCUCCUUGUAAGUCAAGGGAACAAAAUCUUGCCUUGACUGUUCACCUAUUCAUUCCCAGGCAUCCCUGGAUUGUUAUCUGUGAGUACAACAUUAGAAUAGGGUGUAUAGAUGUAAAAUCAAAUAUAUGUAAACUGAAUAAUGCACACAUGUACCCUAUCUGCAUGUUAUGCUGUUCAAGGACCUGGUGUAGCUGUGCCUGAACAAGAGUGGAGUCACAGUCUCUUAUCACCAUCAUUCCAGUUGUGUGUCAGAGAAGAUAGGGAAGUUAUUUUCUGAAUCUUCUUGCUGUUAGCUUUUGCACUCGAAAGUGUUGGCAGCUGGGUGUUCAUCAAAAAGAAUCUAUGUUGUCAUCUGCUCGUUGGUCAUUAUGCUCCAUACAUCAGAAAAUAUUUUGCAGAUUUUGGGUCAGAUUUUUUUUUAUUUUGCUUCAGAUAACUUGUAGCAGCAGGGUUUGUGGUUUUAUUUAUAAGGGUCGUGUAGCAUUUGCAAUUAUUUUUAAUACUGAGAGGUCCUCAAGUGCCUUACAAAUUAUGACCUAUAACUGUUUCUUCUUUAGUAUAACUGAUUACAGGUUUUCUUUAAUGGUGCUAUGUUGUUUAAUAAUAUGUAUCAUUAGUGAACAUGGCAGAUUUCAGAUUUUGUAAAGUUCUUCAGCAGUCUUCAUGGUUUUGAGCAAUAGACUGUAUUGUAGUAAAGGAGAGUAUUAUGUUUAUUUUUUUAUCUCUAUAAAAUUCCUAAGCAUAUAUCUUGGUAUCUUGUUCAGAUUUAAUUGAACUGCUGGUACGCAACGAAGAAAUUUUGCCUUAAACAUUCUAAAAUUAACAGAUACUUCCCAUUUAAAUUGUUGUAAAUACAUGUUUUGAUUCGUCCAUAAACAUUAUUAGUUGAAGUAUGUCAGUAAACCGGAAUGCUUUCUUUUCAUGAGGAAAAGCUGUAAGCAGAUUGAUUUUGGUCUGCAGUUUUAAAGAAAUCUUUUGACAAUUGUAAAGCUGUUGUCAUGUUUUCUCAUUAAGCAAGCUUUUAUUCUUAAUGUUGGCUUUACACGUAAGCACUGUGUUUAAGCAAGAGCCCCCAAUAUGUCAGUAUUCAGUCUCUUGGUUUAGAAUUGAAGAAUACAGCAGUACUUACUAAAUUUCUGCUAAAGUAAAGGCACUGUUAUAUAAAUAAUACAAAACUGAAUUUGAUUCAUGUAACAGAGAAACUGACUGAUUUAAUUGUAAUGAACUGUAAAUGGUUUUGCACAGUCGACAAACCUGUGUGUACUGUAGAAGGUCAGGGACUUGGCAGAGGAUGUAUCACAGGUGUACUGGUAUCUUAAGAUAGCUUGCAUUGAUUAUAUAUACCACAAGAAUGGCAAUGCUAAGGCUAUAACUGAAUGUUUUAUUUUUUUUCUGAAGCCAGUUGUCACAUAAUUUAUAUAUAAAAUUGUAAUACCUUUUUUAAUCAAAAUUGUAGUAAGUACCAAGAAUGCUUUAAGAUUCCGAAUAUCUAGUAUACAUUUUAAGGUGGCAAGAUGGUGCCACGUUAAAUAUUUAUUUUUAUUUUAUGUUUUAUUUUUUACAACAUUUUUAACUUAAAUCCCACUUUUCAGAUUUUUUUGUCAAAAAAAGAAAAGAAUCAGGGAACAGAAGGUAUCAUUUAAGUUGCAUCAACAAUGUUUAGUGUUCAUGAACUGUAGCCUAAAUAAUAGGCCACAGAAACAAUUUACCAUGUGAAAGUAAAUCCUACCCUUGAUGUAGGGUCAUUAAAAGUGUGCUAUCUGUGAAUAUUGCGCCUACUGAUUUUAUUUUAUGAAAUGGCACAAAUCUGACUUUGCACUGAAUACCUUUCUCAUUUUCAUCUCCUCUGCUUUAGUCAAUGGCAACAGUACAAAUACUCUUAUCAAACCUCAGAAUUUAUUAGAGAUGAUUAAGCUGUUGAAUGAGUCUUAAAAUUUGUACUACUGUAAAGUGGACCAAGUUGUUGAAGGUGUAUGUGAGAGAGUCAUUAAAGAAGGAACAGCUCAAGAACAUUGGGAAUGAUAACUUUCCACUUGAGAAUUUUUUUAUGUUUUACUGUAUUUUUUUGUGUGUUUUGGAAAAGAAAAUAGUAUUUACAGGUGGCUUCUUUUAAAAUAUAAAAAUAUAAAGCAGGAAUGUAUAUGAAAUGUCAGAUUUUAUUGUAUUUGCAGAGUAUUAGCUUUGAAAAUAAAGAGCUGUUUGUAGUUUUUAAAAUGCCUUAUUAGGAUCAAUUAGAUUUCCUCUAUUUUUGAUGUAACUAGAGCAUUUUAAGUAUAGAAUUUAAAAUGGCAGGACUGUUACAGUGUUUACAUGCAAGUGCAUUUUCUUAAGUGUCCUAUAUAUGUAAAAUAGCAUUUUCAGCAGGAAAACGCUAUUUGGCCUUUUCCUGGUUCCUAUGAUGAUGCCUACACUUCUAGACUACAAUUUAGUAUUGCUUUGUAUCAUGAAGCCAAGAAAUUAAAUGUUGUUUGUAAAUAGAAUCAUUGAAAAGCAAUAAAAGUUAUUGAACAAAAA
This is a messenger RNA of Sphaerodactylus townsendi, 5912 nucleotides long. It is a transcript of the gene QKI, whose product is annotated as QKI, KH domain containing RNA binding. Lineage: Eukaryota; Metazoa; Chordata; Lepidosauria; Squamata; Sphaerodactylidae. The record is from RefSeq and is a predicted model, not a curated record. Gene Ontology annotation, biological process: regulation of mRNA splicing, via spliceosome. Gene Ontology annotation, cellular component: nucleus. The coding region runs from base 271 to 1227 and encodes 318 amino acids. Gene Ontology annotation, molecular function: mRNA binding. The transcript has 7 exons.